AUGUAUACCCUCAGGACAACGCCAAGGCCGUACUUGAUUCGGGCUAUAUUUCUUCAUCUAUCUAUCUAUCUAUCUAUCUAUCUAUCUAUCUAUCUAUCUAUCUAUCUAUUGCUCUUUCACAUCUUUAGUGUGGAAUCUCAUUCUGUUAAUAUCUAUCUAUCUAUCUAUCUAUCUAUCUAUCUAUCUAUCUGUCUGUCUGUCUCAUUCUCUAUCUCCGUUAAUAUCUAUCUCAUCUAUCUGUCUGUCUGUCUGUCUCAUUCCGUUUAUAUCUAUCUCAUUCCGUUAAUAUCUAUCUAUCUAUCUAUCUAUCUAUCUAUCUAUCUAUCUAUCACAGAGUCUGUUCAUAUCUAUCUGUUUAUUUAUCUAUCAUAUCUAUCUAUCUAUCUAUCUAUCAAUCAUCUAUCUAUCUCAUUCAUUAAUAUCUAUCUAUCUAUCUAUCUAUCUAUCUAUCUAUCUGUCUGUCUGUUUGUCUCAUUCCGUUUAUAUAUAUCUCAUUCCAUUAAUAUCUAUCUAUCUAUCUAUCUAUCUAUCUAUCUCCUCUCUGUUCAUAUCUAUCUGUUUAUUUAUCUAUCAAAAAUUGUUAAUAUCUAUUUAUCCUCAUUAUCUAUCUAUCCUAUCUAUCUCAUUCUGUUAUCUAUCUAUCUAUCUAUCUAUCUAUCUAUCUAUCUCAUUCCGUUUAUCUAUCUCAUAUAUAUCAAGCCAUCUUAUUCCUAUUUAUAUAUAUAUAUCGUUCUAUUAAUAUCUAUCUCAUUCCGUUUAUGUAUAUCUCUCUAUCUCAUUCCGUUUAUGUAUAUCUAUCUAUCUAUCUAUCUAUCUAUCUAUCUAUCUAUCUAUCUAUCGCAUUCUGUUUCUAUCUAUCAAACUAUCUCAUUUUGUUAA
Messenger RNA from Acanthosepion pharaonis, 879 nucleotides. NCBI's taxonomy places the organism in Eukaryota, Metazoa, Mollusca, Cephalopoda, Sepiida, Sepiidae. The record is from the annotation of a GenBank genome assembly.